Messenger RNA from Ornithodoros turicata, 3387 nucleotides. RefSeq lists its product as uncharacterized. The coding region runs from base 445 to 1929 and encodes 494 amino acids. The record is from RefSeq and is a predicted model, not a curated record. Lineage: Eukaryota; Metazoa; Arthropoda; Arachnida; Ixodida; Argasidae. The transcript has 3 exons.
AUUUUUGAUGAUCCUUAUUUUUGCUUCUUUUUUUUAUUUUUUAUUUUUUAUUUUAUUUUUUUAUUUUUUUGCUUUUUGCAUCGGAAGAGGGGAGACCACUGGUUCCUAGAGCGAGGCGACAAAAGGAAGGACGACGACGACGCGAAUCACCUCGUACAUCCUGUGACCACUGGGGCAGCACACUGCAAAGUGCCCGUACUCGCAGCACGCCCUGCAGGUUCUUCCCUCUGCUGGGCAAGUGUUCCCGCCAGGGGCGUAGUCAGACCUCCACAGUAGGGACAGCUCGAUACAACCCCCCCCCCCCUCCCACGCCGCUGAUACUGGGUACGCCUACACACUACUCAUCCUUGUGCAAACAGCGAGCCUUCACUUGCGCCGGCAGUGUUGCGGAGACAAGCUCUACAUGGAGAUGUGAUUGCCGAACAGCCAUAUUCCUACCACAACAUGGUCCUUGACGAACUUAUCGGCAACAGUGUCGCUGCAAGGGUGGUGAGACGUCCGCUCAAUAACAUGUACACCAAGCGAGCAAGGAUCAUCGAAGCUUUCGUCAUCUUCCUGGUGUGUGUCACUGCUUCACUCGGCUCUGAUUUCCAAGCAGCGGUUCGUGAAGAAGCGUCCAAUAUGCUCGGCGAAUCUCCCUUCUUCACCUGCAAGCAACCUCAAGGUACCUCUCGUAAACCGAUCUGUUCUUGCGACCCAUCUUGCAAUCGCUACGGUGACUGUUGCAUCGACAUUGCUAAAGAUGUACCACGUGAACGUUAUGUCUGUGCGGAGCUACCAGGUCAUGGACGGUACGUUUGGGUGAAGGCAUCGUGUACAGUAGGACGGGUUUCACGGAGGGCGAAAAAGAUGUGCGAGGAACAACCUACAGGCGAUUUCCCUAAGUCCUCCUACCAGUUCACAAUCGACAUUCCUUCCUUUCACAAGCCGUCAAGGGUCCUAUAUCGAAAUAUUCAUUGUGUUGAGUGUAACGGGGGGCGCUAUGAGGAGACGUACGGGUGGGCCGGUAACUUUGAUUGGCUCGGACUGUCGCCACGAAACGUAAGUGCCAGUAGCCAACUGGAAAAGUUUAUGUAUAACGCCAAACGACGCGUUUAUUGGAUGAAGCACGCGGGUAUUAUCUAUAACGCUACGUUUCAAAGUGCUGUAUUUGGGUGGAAGAAUUUUACUCAGGUGUUCAACACGACGGAGUGCUCUCCCGCUGUGGUGGAUACAUGCCCCAAAGAAAGCCACCGUGUGCUCGCUCAGAAGUGUGCACUGUACGCUGCCUAUUAUACCCCAAACAAUACGGUACGAGUGACUUACAAGAACUACCAUUGCGCCCUCUGUAAUGGAGUGUCCCUCGCAACGGUUGAGGAAGACGGCGAGCGAGCGAGAUAUAUCCACGCGUUGGUUACUCCUUCUCUUGGAAAACCCGCUUCAGACAUCUCCUCGUCCCAGCUCGACCCACGGACACAUCACACGGGGUGUGGUCAAGGUCAAAUAAGGCUGCCAGGACUGAACACUUGUCGAGUUUUCGGCUGCAGACGAGGAACUGUGAAAGGCAUCGACGGUUGUCGACGAACUGACGGUACCCAUAGCUGCCCCUGGCUCCUGUUUGAAGGACACGAAGUUACCAUCCUCCCGAAUCGCACCCUGUAUUUCAACUUCAAAUUGGAAGCUGUGAGUUCCGAUGACUACGAAAUAGACAGCUGGACGAGGGAUAUCCUCGUGUGUAUCCGAUAUAUUGUACCUGUGCUGCCUGAUCAAACAAAAUUUACACCGAAUACCCUGUCAACGGAACCAACACUUAGUCCUAACGACGGCACCCAUCGGAUCACUGCAUCUCCAGUGAUAGUUUGUGUAGCGCUGACCCUCGUCAUCUUCGAGCUCCUCGUACGGCUUAUAUGUGCUUUUGUUAGGCGCUAUAUCUGGGACGUACCCAUAUAAUGUAACGGUUGUUCCUGUACAAACACAAUGUAUAUUGAAUGCCUGCUCACCGGAAGCAAGACUUAGUCCAAGCUGCGACGAUGUAACAGAACACGAACUCAACGCGAACGGAGGAGCGGACAGUGACCGUAGACAAUUUAUGGCCAACCGUUUCGGGACGAUCCCCCCCGCUCGCUCCUCACUGUAACGCCGUGUAUUGUACCUACGUGUAUCGAGUUUCAGUUCUCUCCCUCUUUGUACAGUCUUUGCUCUUUGUAAAUAAAGACAGUUCUAACCCAGACCCCAACUGGUAAAGACGCUUCUGUGCUUCGCGCCAAUUAACGAGGCUGCGAGUUUUGCAACAGACGACCCGCGGUUCAGGGUGUGUCUAGUUUCUCUUUCAGCGUCGUGGUCGUCGUCAUCUCAGCAUUUCGUUUGGCAGAGCAGCGGAGAUGAACGGCAUUUAUUUGCUUCUCUGCACGUGGAACUAUCGCCCCGGCCACGACCUACUAGACGACCACGUCAUAAUCGGCAACCCCUAUGAGGAGCUCGUCCGCAGGAUCCGCUAGGGUCGCUACUCACCGGCCCGCGACAUCUGCAUCAUGAUUGGACAAUGGAAAUUUCAAUUUUGAAAUUUGAAUUUUUGAAAGGAGCAUCUCCGGUGGGACAUUCACAGCUUGUGCAAAAAUACUAAGGUAAGCUGAAAUACGAAGUAUUGCAGAAAUUGUGUAGGCUGAUGACUGGGCCGACGAGUAGCCCCCCUCCUAGUUUCUAAAUGCAGCGCAAAGAAGGCGUGCCUAUGACGUGGUCGUUAUAAUCUAGGUCGUGGCCCUGGCGUAUCUGGUAUGCAUUAACGGUCUCGUUACAACGGCUUGUGAGGAUAAACAAUGAUAAUGAAUUAUUCUUAUUUGAUUACCUGUAUCCUAUUUAGCUUUAUUAGCUAUUACUUGCCUUGUACAAGAGAUUCUAUUUGGGUGCAAAGGAUGAAUGAGAGAUCUGUGACUUCUAACGGCGUCUUGUUUACUACAAGAUGAAAUUAUGGCACAAAAGUUGAGCAAUAUUGAAGGUGUGUUUGAAUGUAAAGCUUAAUGUACUGUAAUGGAGGGAAACGUAAUGUGUAUUACCUGUAACUUAUUUUGUUCUUCAUAGGUGUCACGGACACCUAUGUCACUUCAGACGCCUCCUGCUCAACAUAGGCAAACCUAAAUAGUCCAAAAAGUCUGGGAUAGUAAUAAUUCUGUAAGUUCAUCCUCUCAAGCACGGGAUGCGACGUAGAAUCUCCUUCGUAUCGUGCUCUUGAACUGUUAGUCCAACUGGCUAUUGAAUGCGGUCAGUACAGUUCUUGACAGCAAAUGGCAAGAAUUGUAAUGUAGUUUUAUUUCAACUGUAACAUGGGUUGAAAGCCUCUGUGUACGGCUGUCUAAGUUGUUGGUUAGGUUACGGCUCAUAUGCACGCUCGAACUUAUGAUUUGUCUUCUG